AUGAUUUCUGGUUUGGAAGAUCUCGUAAAUUGCACUGUACUGGUAGUAACAUACGACGGUCGCGUCUUUGUGGGAUCGCUCGAGGGUUUCGAUCAACUCACAAAUCUGAUCCUCAACCAGAGCGAGGAACGAGUAUAUCGUUGCAAUUCUCCCGUGGAACGUCUUAAGCUGGGAUUAUUUGUGAUUAGGGGUGACAACGUUGUCUUGAUAGGAGAGGUGGAUAACGAACUUGAUUUUUCAACCAAUUUUGACCAAAUAUCUGCUUCAGCGAUCGGUCCAAUCAUUGCAUAG
Babesia microti strain RI is the source of this 291-nucleotide messenger RNA. Its product is annotated as U6 snRNA-associated Sm-like protein LSm8. The coding region runs from base 1 to 291 and encodes 96 amino acids. Gene Ontology annotation, biological process: mRNA splicing, via spliceosome. Lineage: Eukaryota; Apicomplexa; Aconoidasida; Piroplasmida; Babesiidae. Gene Ontology annotation, cellular component: U4/U6 x U5 tri-snRNP complex; U6 snRNP; precatalytic spliceosome. The record is from RefSeq and is a predicted model, not a curated record. Gene Ontology annotation, molecular function: RNA binding. The transcript is spliced from 4 exons.